Lycium ferocissimum is the source of this 1806-nucleotide messenger RNA. Its product is annotated as SUN domain-containing protein 1-like. Gene Ontology annotation, biological process: nuclear envelope organization. Gene Ontology annotation, cellular component: nuclear envelope. Bases 152 to 1510 code for a protein of 452 amino acids. The record is from RefSeq and is a predicted model, not a curated record. The transcript is spliced from 2 exons. NCBI's taxonomy places the organism in Eukaryota, Viridiplantae, Streptophyta, Magnoliopsida, Solanales, Solanaceae. Gene Ontology annotation, molecular function: protein-membrane adaptor activity.
UUCAAAAGUCAAAAGGAUCGAAUCGAACCGGUUCAUUCGAAUUUCAAUUUUAACUCCCCCACUUUCAAACUUUGUCACGUCCCUCCAUAUUUCCUUCUCCCCAAAAAAUUCCCUCUCAAUCUCUAGGGUUUUCUCCAUAAUUCUUGCACAAAUGUCAACAUCCACAGUCUCCAUAUCAGCCAAUCCAGCCUCGGGUCCGACCCGUCGCCGAGCCGUCGAGAAAAAACAACCUAACCUAGAUUUAACCGACUCCAACUUAGCCGCCGCCACCGCCGCCGCCGUUGAUCCAAUCAGAACCGACGGUCGAGAUGCGAUUCAAGUGGUUAAGAAACCCUUGCCCAAUACUAGUGUUCCGAUAUCAUCUACCCGGCGCACUACCGGCUCGGCUCCUAAGAAACACUCUAAGCCGCCUAAACCGAGGUGGUUAACUGUGGUUAGUGUAUUAACUAAGAAUUUGUUGUUGGUUCUUGUCGUACUUGGUUUAAUUCAGAUUGUUCGUAGAGUUAUUGGGAAUUUAUAUAAGGAGGAUGAUUCUGAUGGUUUUUCUGUAAUUUCGGGUGAUUUCGAUGGGAAGUUUGCGGAAAUGGAAUCGUUUGUUAAGAAAACGACGAAAAUGAUGCAAGUUCAGAUUGAUGUAAUUGAUUCGAAAAUUGAUUCGGGGAUUAAGAAUGUGAGGGAGGAGUUGAAUGUGAAGGUGGAUGGUAAAGUAGGGGAAUUGGAGUUGAAGUUGAAGGAAGUGAGUGGCGAAAACGAGAAUUUAGGGAAGUUGAUGGGUGAAUUUAGAGAGAAAAAUUGGGUGUCGAGGGACGAGGUGGAGAGUAUAUUGGAGGAAUAUAGGAAGGCGAAAGGGAGUAGUGAAGUUGAUGAUAAGAGUUUGGAUGAAUUUCGGGUGUAUGCGAGGGAGAUAGUUGAGAAAGAGAUUGAGAAACAUGCUGCUGAUGGAUUAGGGAGAGUGGAUUAUGCGUUGGGAUCGGGUGGGGCUCGUGUAGUGAAGCAUUCAGAGCCGUUUAUUACGAAAUCUGGCGGUGGUGGUGAUGUUUUUAGUCGGUUAACUAACCGGAAUGCUGUUAGUAAUGAUGCUCAGAAGAUAGUUACACCCAGUUUUGGAGAACCUGGUCAGUGUUUUCCUCUUAAAGGGGAUACCGGGUUUGUCCAGAUUAGGCUCCGGACAGCUAUUAUACCUGAAGCUGUCACCUUGGAACAUGUUGCAAAGAGUGUUGCUUACGAUAGGUCCAGUGCUCCGAAGAACUGCAGGGUAUCAGGAUGGCUUCAUGAUCAAAAAGAGACUGAUCUAGCAGCCAGUAGUGAGAAGAUGUUCCUUUUGACGGAAUUCAUAUAUGAUCUGGACAAGAGCAAUGCUCAGACUUUCAAUGUUUUAGAGUCUGCAGGCUCUAGUCUCAUCGACACAAUCAGGUUUGAUUUCACAUCCAACCAUGGAAAGCCACACACAUGCAUCUAUAGAUUGAGGGUACAUGGCCGUGAACCAAACUCCUUGAUAAUGCAGUCUUGAUGGUAAAAUGAUUUAAAUUAUUUUGACAUUCCUCUCCUUAACAAUGUAGUGCUUUUGUGUCAUUCUGGUAGAAACCCAAUCCUACAUGUGAGUUGUAAUCUUUUGGCUAAGUAUGGACUUAAGAUUCUUGCCCUUUUGUCAUUUACCAGUAUUGAGUUUGGGCUAGGUGUAAAAAUGUCUUGUUCCUUUCGGCUCCCGAACUGCUGUAAAAUUGAUGAUUUGAUUCCCUUCUAUGAGAUGUAAAGAUGAUGACUGUCGUGUAAAAUCCCUUCAUUUUUAUUAUUGUUUUUUUUCCC